AUGGAAACGCCUAUUCAAGCGCUGCGAUCAUUCGAGAGGAGAUCCAACAACCCGUCGCCGUACAUUGUGCGGCUGCUCGCCACGGCAGACGCGGAAUCGAACGCGCCGCAGCUCAUCUUCGAGUACAUGGACGGCGGCAGACUCACUUCGUACCUCGAGAAGCUAGCGAGAGACGAACCGGUACCCGUGGUAUACGCUCCCAUUGAGAUUCUCUGGGUCGUCGCCAAUGCUCUUCGCGACCUCCACGCCAAGAACGUCGUUCAUCGCGACAUCAAGACCGACAACAUCCUCCUCUCGUCCAAGCACUACAUUAAAGUGGCAGACCUCGGUGCCGCCAAGAAAGAGUCCAACGACAUGACAACGGGUGUUGGCACGAACAAGUGGCGAGCGCCCGAAGUCCUCACGUAUGGAAGCGGCUACGGCACGCCCGCCGACAUUUACUCGUUCGGGAUUCUCCUCCAGUCACUGUCCCCUAACCCUACCGAUGCGAGUACCGAGUGGGCCCAAGCCCUCGCAGCGGACUGCACGGCGAUCGAUCCAACGCACCGCCCGACGGCGGCCAAGCUUGUUGAAAUCCUGCGGCUACAAAUGCGGCGUUCGCAGCUGGUGGUGUCGUUGCCAGCGUUCUUGCAUGACCAAAAGGUUGGUCCUCCAGCCAUCGACGUCAUCCCCAUCAACCCAACUGUGGUGGUCCGGAAGCUCGGCCCCUCGCCGUCAACUAUCCAGACGGGCGAGACGGGUCUUAUCACAGCCACGUGCCUGGGUCACUGCGACAUUGUCAGCGUCCUGUUGGCACGCGGGGCCAACGUGAACGCAGCUCAAAUCGCUCGCAUGACAGCGCUGCACGCCGCUGCGCAGCGAAACAACUGCAAGAUUAUGCAGAUGCUUCUUGCAGCCAACACCGCCAACGUCGAAGUCCGUGACAGCUAUGGCCACACGCCGUUGCAUCUCGCCAUCAAAAAUAACAGCAAGGAGGCCCUCGACGUACUUUUGCACGCCAAUGCCAACGUCAACGCAGUGACCAACGACAAGGACACGCCACUGCACUAUGCGACAAAUUCUAAACUUGAUGCGGUCGUCGCGCAGCUCAUUGCCCAUGGCGCCAACGUCAAUGGCCGCAACAAUGUUAGCAUCACACCACUGUAUACCGCGCUAGUCAAUUUCGACGAGCCUUCGGUCACGAGUCUCGUCCAAUCGGGGGCUGAUCUCCACGAUGUGAAAGACAACGAGAGUGCGCUUCAAGUCGCUUGUCGCAAACGCUUUGUGGCUGCAGUACCCAUUUUACUGACGCAUGGCGCCGACGUCAAUACCAAGCAUAACGGGCUAUCUCCUCUGUGGGACGCCAUCAUGCGCAACUGCUCUGAUCUUGCCGCCGCUCUCCUCACGUCGUCCGAGAUCAACAUCAACGAGCAGGACGAGUUCUAA
This is a messenger RNA of Saprolegnia parasitica CBS 223.65, 1425 nucleotides long. RefSeq names its product serine/threonine protein kinase. Lineage: Eukaryota; Oomycota; Saprolegniomycetes; Saprolegniales; Saprolegniaceae. The transcript is spliced from 13 exons. Gene Ontology annotation, molecular function: protein kinase activity; ATP binding; protein binding. The coding region runs from base 1 to 1425 and encodes 474 amino acids. The record is from RefSeq and is a predicted model, not a curated record. Gene Ontology annotation, biological process: protein phosphorylation.